Molecule: messenger RNA, 1566 nt
Organism: Trametes versicolor FP-101664 SS1
Lineage: Eukaryota; Fungi; Basidiomycota; Agaricomycetes; Polyporales; Polyporaceae
Exons: 2
Coding region: 1-1566 (521 amino acids)
Source: RefSeq, a predicted model, not a curated record
AUGGAAGUGCUUUCGCGCCCGAAGGCGUUCUCCAGGGCCUCGGAUACGAUCGACGAUGAACCCACGCCCGGCCCUUCUAUGCUCGCCGCUCCUUCUACAGCCACUCGUUCACCUCCCCGCCUACCCUCUGCGGACCACCAGUUGACGAUCCCUGUACGGCCUUCCAUCGCCACCCGUCGACACUCGGCAACCGUGGGCUCACUGUCGCCUUCGCACUUGUCGCGACCGCUGCGGUCUUCUCCUCUCGCCGGGCCCUCUAUCGCCGCUACCGCCAAUGCCUCGCUCGUCGCGAGCGCACCGUCCACUCCGGGAGGGGGGUCCAAGCACCUCUCUCCCCUAGCCGAAUCCUCCAUCACUAUCCCGGCGGACGCUGUUCCCGUGGUCGACCCAGAGGUCAAGAAGCAGCGCAGACGCACAUUGGGAUCUGUCCUGUCCAAAUUGAGCCUGCCUACGUCCUCAGGCGCGUCCUCUGAGCCCACAUCUCCCGUCACCCCCGUAGCUCCCCCGCGGCCGCGCACGAAGUCCGCGACGGCGCAGGAUGCCCCGCCUGUGCCACCUGUUCCCACCUGGGUGCAUAACACCAUGCCCGCUCGCGCUCGGCCACCACACGCCUCGUCGUCUUCUCCGUCGCCGCCGCGCGCGCACACCGCCCCGAUCCAUGGCAGUCCCAAGUCUUCGCGUCCAACAUCCCCCACCCCCAGCGCGCGCUCCACGGGAUCUGUCAAGCGCGCCGCGGACCCGCGCCGCAUGUCGCUCCGCCCCCCGCCUUCGACCUCGCGCAGCCCAGAGGAUAACUGGCUCACGCAGUCCGCGGCCCCGCGGUUCUCGCGCCUCGGCUUGAAAGCGGAGGGCGUGAUCUUGCCCGUGUCGGCGCGCGAGGCUCGACGCCGCUCGACCGCGUCCCUCGCAUCUCUCGCGAGCACCAAGACGCAUUCGGUCGAUGCGCUCCCGCCCCCGCCCAUGCCCGUACGCACGAACUCGCGCGAGAGCACGGCGUCUAUUGGCUCCCUCACCGCCUCGUCCGCGCCCGCCAACCAGCAGUUCCGCUCGCGCGCGUCGUCACGCGCGUCUCUCGCGUCCGCUGCCUCCGGAUAUGGCUCCGUCUACUGCGAUACCCCGAGCCUCACGAUGAGCCCCGGCCCCUCCGCGAGCGACGUCUCGCUCAACUCGCAAGCGCCGACGGUCGACGAGAUGGGCGUGAUGUUCUCCCCGGGCCAUGUCCAGCUCCAGCUCAACGACGUGCCUGUUGGUGUUCUUUCGCUACCCGUGCCGGCCUACAAGGGCAAGGGCAAAGCGCGCGCGGCCGACGUCGAGCAUGAAGCCCCGGAAACGGAGCGAGUUACGUUCGCGCGCUGGACCCGCGGCACGAAGAGCUCCACCCCGUCCGUCAUCUCGUCCGCCGCGACCUCCGUUGCCGAUCUACCCGCUGGCGGCGCUCCGCUGCACAUGCGCGCGGCGACAGCGCCCGAGCUGCUGAGUGGCAGUGGCAAGGAGAAGACGAAGCGGCCACACGCUUUCGGGCGCAUGUGGAAGCAGGUCGUGCGCAGCGUCACGACGCGCCGGUAA